Clupea harengus (Atlantic herring) is the source of this 5409-nucleotide messenger RNA. RefSeq lists its product as uncharacterized. Gene Ontology annotation, molecular function: G protein-coupled receptor activity. Gene Ontology annotation, biological process: adenylate cyclase-activating G protein-coupled receptor signaling pathway; cell surface receptor signaling pathway. NCBI's taxonomy places the organism in Eukaryota, Metazoa, Chordata, Actinopteri, Clupeiformes, Clupeidae. Gene Ontology annotation, cellular component: plasma membrane. The record is from RefSeq and is a predicted model, not a curated record.
CCACUUCACAGCUGUCAAGCAGUCAGACUUCAUAGUACUACAGUCACGAUAGUAUCAGCUGUACUUUCAUGAAUAAGACAAAUUCAUUUUUCAGUUUCUUACAAUUACACGAUUUCAGGAAAACGUUUAGCGCUACCAGGGAAAACCUAAGAAACUUAAUUCGUUCACACGAAAUUUUUGCGGUGUUGGGGCAGGAGAAAGCAGUGGACUGUUUUCCUCCGUGGGAGAACGCGCUGUCUAUGGAUGGAGGCGUCCGCGCCAAUCCGUUCGGCGAGGUAGAGGAUGUCGUGUGCAAUGUGCGCCUCUCCAACAGCAGGAGGAGGAUCGGCCUGUGUGUUAGGGCUGCUGGACGGCGCUGGUCUCGGUGGAUGGACGCGUGUCUCCUGCUGGGCUCUCUGCUCCUUUUGCUCUCACACACAGCUGAUGCAUCAACAACUGCCAGUAAAAGUUCUCCAAUGGUCACCAAUCCACCCACCACAGCAGUCUCCCCCUACAGUCUCCAUAGAACCACACCGGCAAAAACUACCACCCGUCUGGAUACAACACCUGUCACAGCCUUUUCUGAUGACACAACACUGGAUGUAACAGCUGGCCAUGAAAACGCAACUUUGAAUACAACAGCCCAUCCAGACAACACAACAUCAAGCACAAAAGGUUUCUUCUACUGGAUGGUUCUUUCUGUUGAAGUCAUUGGUGAUGACAGGAAUGAAUCUCACAUAACAGAAUGGCUGAAGGAAACUCUUCUCACUCACCUGGACACCUGCGCAACACCUGACGGCCAACAGGUGAACAGCACAACCCCAACUCCCUCCAUCACAUCCAGCCAGCCUACCAUCAUGAGCUCUAACACAGCCUAUGAUCAAACCGGCCAAUCCGAUACAGCCACAGCCUUGGACGUCACCAUGGCAACCACUAUGUCCACUUCCACAACAGCAACAUCAUCCCACAUGUCCAGCCGUGGCCCUCUCCUCUCAUCAUCCCACAUGUCCAGCCGUGGCCCUCUCCUCUCAUCAUCCCACAUGUCUAGCAGUGACCCUCUCCUCUCACACAGCACAACGGUCUGGCCACAGAACCAGAGCACAACAGGAAACAGUACGGAAGCUGAGAAUGGGACAGACAGCAGUGUGUUUCAGGACAUUGAGGUCUGCUGUGAACAUACGGUGAACAUUAGUCAGACAGUAUGUACUGUCCUGGUGAAGCUUUCAUCUCCCAGACACCCUUGCUGCUUUAGGUAUUCCCUGUGGAAUGCCAGCCUUACCAAUAAUGAGCCUAUUUAUGCCAGCAUCCUCAACAACACCGUCAAACUCCUCAAAGGCGUUUGGCAUAAUGACAGCACAUCAUUACCCCCUGGUGGAGAUGCCAAGAAGUGCAACAGCUCACUGGCUUCCUCAGAGGACUGUAGGAACUCCUCCCCGGUCAACUGCACCAUUAGUGGGGAAAGUCAGACCGUUGACAGUGCGAGUGACUGCCCCAGUGAGUUUGAGGUUUCAGGACCUUGUAACUGUCCUCAGAACUGCAGCACUGCUGCUUACUAUGGAAUGGCCCUAAAAAUCAACAACCCCUCUAUCACACCGUCAAACAUCACGUCAAUGGUCAACCAACUCAAUCACUUCUCCUGCGAUGCAUCUAACUCCAACUCCACCUGUCUGGCCUUGUUUAAGGUUUCAAAAGUCUAUGAGAAAAACUUGUUGUUGAGGAGCACUGAACCUGGCCCGCCUGUGUUUUGGUUGAUUCUGAAGCUCUCUAAAGAAGUGAGCAUCAGUACAGUAGACAAUGCUGUACAGUGGGCACUCUCCGCUCUGCUCCAGUCAAUCAAUAUCACCAAGAUGGCCCGUCGUGUUGUCUAUUGUGGUGGAGAUGAGGUCCCCUCAAGUAAAGUCCGGUCGACGGAGCUGAGUCUCACCUUCUUGCAGUUCUGCAGAGCUGGCCCUGCUGUCCAGAGCAUCCUCCAAUGCCACAAGGGGGAGAUGCUGAUAGUGGAGUUUAAAGAUCCUGGACCUGCCCACCGCCCAAGGACCACCACCACUCCCCUAAUAGCCAGUACCCGUGCCACGGCGAUCCCCGUCUCCAGUGACACAACCUGCUCUACAACAUCUGCAGGAGAGAUCAGAACCACCAGCACAGCUCCAGCAAACAACAGCAGCACUGCAGCCACACAGACGUCAUCAAGAACCCCCGUCACUACCGUCACAACCCCACCAACCGUUAGUAAUUUCGUAAAUCCAUCGGCCGCCACUACUGUUACAACCCCAUCGACCGUUAGUAAUGUCGUAAAUCCAUCGGCCGCCACUACUGUUACAACCCCAUCGACCGUUAGUAAUGUCGCAAAUCCAUCAGCCAUCACUACUGUCACAACCCUAUCAACCGCCACUACCAUCACAAACGCAGUGAUCAUCCAAACAGUAACCAAAGUUCCUCUGACCACCACGGCAGCGAGCAGCGCUGAGGAGGAAGCUGACAAACUCCUGGCUCUGACGCGGGACGUCUCCUCACUCAACUCCUCCCAGGUGGAGCAGCUGGUGUCCCAGCUGGAGGCCCUGCUGUCUGGGCCCAACGUAAGCCUGGCCCUGGGCCGCACCUCCGUCAACAUCGUCAGCAACCUGCUGGACGCCACCGCAGACACGCUCGCCUCCUCCGCCACCAGGUUGAUCAGGAUCGUGGACGCCGUGGGGCUGAAGCUAGUGCUAACGGAACAGACCCAGAGCAUCCUGUUUGACUCUCUAGCCCUGGCUGUGAGGAGGGUGGACGGGACCAACUUCCGGGAGACCACCUUCUCUCUCACGGACGCCACCAACCUGCAGAACGGCCUCAGAGAGGCGCGGUCGGUUUUGGGAGUGAAGGGGCGCGCCGACACACCCCAGGGCUCCAUCACUCUGCCCUCCACCCUAACCCAGAACCUCAGCCCCCAGCAGCAGCAACAGGCAUCCAGGCUACAGUUCAACUUCUACCAGCGCAGCACACUUUUCCAGGAUCGGACGCUGGCGCUGGGAAAUAGAACACUCAACAGCGGUAUACUGAGCACCAGUGUUGCCAACCUGUCACUCUCCGGUCUCGAAGACGACAUCAUCAUCACUCUGAGAAACAACGAAAAACAAAAACAGGAGAACAGCACUGUCUGUGUCUUCUGGGAUUUCACAUUCAAUGAUGGCUCUGGGGGCUGGAACUCUAAUGGCUGCUCAGUUCUCAAUGUCACAGAUGAGCAGACAACCUGCAGCUGCAACCACCUCACCAGCUUUGGCAUCCUCCUGAACCUGAAUGGACCCAUUGACCAACUGCAGGCCCUCAUCCUGACCUACAUCACCUACAUUGGCUGUGGCCUAUCCGCCAUCUUCCUCUCUCUGACCCUGCUCACAUACCUGGCCUUUGGUAAACUGCGUAAGGACAUCCCGUCUAAGAUCCUGAUCCAGCUGUGUUUUGCGCUGCUGCUGCUGAACCUGGUCUUCCUGCUGGAUGCGUGGCUGGCACUGUACACUGAGGCUGUGGGGCUCUGCAUUAGCACCGCCUUCUUCCUCCACUACUUCCUGCUCUGUGCCUUCACCUGGAUGGGUCUGGAGGCCGUGCACAUGUACAUCGCCCUGGUCAAGGUCUUCAACAGCUACAUCUCACACUUCAUGCUCAAGUUCAGCCUUGUUGGAUGGGGUGUUCCUCUCGCAGUGGUCAUCAUUGUCAUUGCCAUCGAUAAGGACAACUAUGGCCUUCGCAACUACGGGAAGUACUCAGAUUCGGCCGGUGAUGAAUUCUGCUGGCUGAGGAACGAUGUGGUGUUCUACGUGACGGUGGUGGCCUACUUCUGCGUGAUCUUCCUGGUGAACCUGGUGAUGUUCGUGGUGGUUCUGGUCCAACUGCGGCGGCUCAAGCGGCAGAACCCUCACAACUCUCUACACCGCAGCAGGCUGCAAGAGGCGCGGAGUAUCGCCGGACUCACCGUGCUACUCGGUCUCACCUGGGGCUUCGGCUUCUUCACCUUCUUCGCCGAGAACGACGUCAACCUGGCCUUCAUGUACCUGUUCUGCAUCUUCAACACAUUCCAAGGGUUCUUCAUCUUUGUGUUCCACUGUGCCUACAAGGAAAACGUCAGGAGAUAUUGGAGAACGUACUUGUGCUGUGGCAAGCUGAGACUGUCUGAGAAAUCGGACUGGAGCCGGACUGCGACUCAGAACAAGAACCGGGCCAUCUCCCAGAAUUCCAGCUCUUCUUCCACCUCCCUGGCGCCCGACCUCUCCAUCCGCACUCAGAGCACACGAGGCCCUUCUGAUGACCGAAUGAUGCCGGAGUCCAACUCGGACGUCGUCCACAACGAGAUCAACAACCAGUAUCACAACCCCUCCCAGGCCAACUGGAUCACAAACCCCUCCUACUCCACGGGGUCGUAGGUCACAGGUCAGAAGUGACUCUCAGCGGCCCACUGUCUGACUGAAACCGUAUUAUGAAAGACUCUCCCUCUGAUAUACUUCAAGCAAUUUUCAACGUCUACAAGCUAGCUCUAAGGGCAACUGAACACUGCACAUAUUUCCCUUCUUCAAUGUACCUGACCUCUGACCUGUGACUGAUCUCGCCAACGCUGCAUUUUACAUAUGUCCCCUCAGCAAUGUACCUGACUGACCUCAUCAGAUCUGCUUUAAUUAAUGUAGCCUGGCUUCAGGAGGAUCCUGAAGCAGACAGAAAUGGAACCCAGAAGGAUUAGGAUUGAGAUGCUCUGAAGGGAGAGGAGAAUUGAUCUAUUCUUAGGGACGAUCUAUUCUUUGGGCCGACGGAAAAAAGAUGACCUGUUCUUCAUUUGGAACUGGAGCGCCCCCCUGAGGUUGAAACUGGAAAUGAAUUAGUCUUCCAUGAGUCUUUCCCUUCGCAAACUAUCUUUCAAUUUCUUAGUCUGUCAACAUAUUCUGUAUAUUGUAUAUAUGCCAUUACCGUGUAAUUUUCUCACUUUGUGAAUUUUUAGAUUCAUAUAAAUUCGUAUUAGAUCCACUCUUAGCAAAGACAAAGAUGAUAUGAUCAUGAUAUGAUAUCUCUUACAGCAUAUUCACAUGUACACAACUACACUCUACUGCACCCCCACUACCCAGAGGUGAAGACUGGGGCCUGGGGACUGGGGGGGGCAGGGGGGUUGAGUUGGGUUUGUCCAGUAUAGAUCAGUAUAGAGUCAGUACAGCCCACCAAUCAAGACACCACCUGGGUGGUGCAGGUGAGGUUUCCAUGGCGUCCACUUUACCUGUAAAACACGUGCUCUUAGUAUAUCCGUCCUCAGAGAAUGACAAAAUGGUUGGUUGUUUAAAAUAAAUGCUUUGUAAUAGUAAAGAUUCUUGUGCACAUAUGUUUAUUUAUGUAUAUUUUUUAUAGAGGCCUUCUGAUUACUGUACAAUUAUUUUUUAAUCUCAAAAGAUAUUAAAGCGCAUUUAUUUAAGCUACAAA